Messenger RNA from Drosophila sulfurigaster albostrigata, 1022 nucleotides. RefSeq lists its product as uncharacterized. The record is from RefSeq and is a predicted model, not a curated record. The coding region runs from base 21 to 1022 and encodes 333 amino acids. NCBI's taxonomy places the organism in Eukaryota, Metazoa, Arthropoda, Insecta, Diptera, Drosophilidae. The transcript is spliced from 5 exons.
UCUAAACAGGUUCUUGAAAGAUGAUUCGAUUAAAUAACUCAAUAAUACUAAUCUUCUUUGUGCUAUGUGCUUUGUUUUCGAUGUCUGAGCAAAUUAUUUUUAAAGUAGACGGUUUUCCAAUCAAUUUAAAUGACAUAUUAAAUGCCCAAAUAAUGCCCGCUAAUGUUUUUUUAUUGGGAUUAGAUGAGCACAGGGCUGAAAAGUACACGCAAGACUUUCUGUCUGCCUUACAACGCAUGGAAUAUCACAGAAAAAUGAUGCAGCAAUUCAUGGCAUCGGAUUACUUGACUAAUCAAAUAAUAAAAUGGAAGAUGGCAUACAACGAUUUUAAGAUUGACAAACGUUUUGGAAAACUACAAAAUGAAAAUAAUUCGACAACAGAAGAUGCUGAAAAUUACAGAGCAAAGAAGUUUCUUUAUGAUAUUGGCUCUUCGCAUUAUAAUGAAUGGCUUAAGAGAACUACAACACUGGACGAUAUUAGACGUCAAUUAUUAGAAACUGGAAAAUAUUUGAAAAACAACGAAAUGAGAUUUCACGGACAAGAAAUAAAAUCAACUACAAAACCCCAUUCUACUUUUUUUCUUGAAGACAAUGAAUGCGAUGAUGGCGAUAUUACUGGAUAUGCUUAUGAUAGUUCGCACCACUUAAAUUUAUAUCCACAGACUUUUUCUCUGAUGCCGAGAUUGUCAUUAAAAAACACACACAUUGCAGAAAAUACUGAACCAAUCAGUAAAUCUGGAUAUGAAACCAGUUACGCCAACUAUGAAGUUCACGAUCCACCUGCAGAACAUAUAAAUGCAAUAUUGGAGCCAACAAAAUUAAUCAAAGAAAUUAGCCUUAAGGAUAUCACUGACAUCGCUCUAACAACGCUCGCGUUUUUAUCGUUUGGAAUGUUUGUCUUACAGGUUCUAAUGUGUAUUACAAUGGUAAUUAAAUAUACUAUAGCACAUAGCAUUGGAAUCGGUAGUCCUAAAUAUCGUAACACAAAUAACAUAAUUGAGCGCGAUAAUCAGCCUAAAUAA